UGGUACGCAAAUGAAACUACAUCAAAUUGUUACUGUUUAUAAACACAUACAUCCCAUUCACUCAUUAGUUUGUCAAAGAAAUCGCUGCAUGGCACGCGCUUAGGCAUUGAGGUUUGCUUGCGGUGCCUGUGCCUGUGUCUGUGUCUGUGUGAGCGCCUGCGUCUCCCACAAGUCAGCCUCGAAACACACGCACACACACUCACACGCGCACACAACCACACACACUCAAUAUGUCUAUACUGGAUAUGAAGUCCGGUCCGCCGGACUAUUGGGCGGAAAUUGGCAACUUCUUUUUGCCACUGAAGUAUCUGAUAACCAACGAUCGUUUCGAUGCCCUCCUACAAAAUAUUGACUUGCAUUACCUGAUAAAUGCUGUCUUCUGGAUAUUUGUCGCCCUCUCCUGUGGCUUCUGUGCCUUCCAGCGCGUCUUCCAGUUUUUUCUGAAGUCAUCGAACAUCAAGUAUUUUAAGCGCAAACAGUUCGCUCGACUGAUCUGGAACAUUGCGUUUUAUGGGGCAGCUUGUUUGUUUUUGCACUUCUACAACGAGUUCAUGAUAUUGCCGCAGCUGAUGAAGAAUCAGGGACGCUAUUCGCUCUUCUACAGCUCCGAGAAUCUCAUUUUCUAUCGCUCGCAUCAUUUUGAGAAGUUUCAAUUCUAUUCGAUAUUCAUCAUAACGUUCUAUUUGCAUGGAGCAAUGCUCGAUUUCAAAGAGGCGGACAUUCUGGAGGCCGCCUCCAAGGGACUCUACCUGCUCGCCCUCAUCGCCAUCGACGUGUACAGAUAUGAAAACUACUUCGUUGGCCUGAAUCUGACACUGGGCCUGUACAGCAUACUGGCGGAGUGUUUGUCGCUGCUGGCGCUGCAGAACUCCAAUCGCAAUCGCUUGAUCUACCAAAUGUUUAUGGGAAUGCGGAUCGCGGCAUGGCUGCAUGUGUUCAUCAAUCUGCUACCUUUUAAUUAUUUUAUACCCACGCUGUUUGCCAAGAACUUUAAGCUGCCGCUCAAUGUGGCCAUUUGGCUGUGGUAUGGCCUGUCCAUUUGGAAUUCACCGGUACUGCAGUACUUUUACCAUCAGAUCUAUCAUACCACGCCCUCCGACUGCUCCGGCGAGGGCUCAGCAGCCAAAUGCAUCUUAAUGAAGGAUACUAGCGAAUAUCGCCACUACAAGGCGCUCAAGAGGGCGUAUAUUGAAGUGAAGCUGGCACACGAGAAGGCCACAUCCAAUCCGAUUCCAGCCACUGAGUCCGCCUCAGCCAAAACCUAUCAGGCCAUCAAGUGUAAGCGUUAUGAUGCUGAAGCGCAAAUUAAAGCGUAUACGCGAGGGUCGCGGCGCCGAGCCGGAGGAUGAUAACGAGGAGAUCAGCGCCGAUUCCUAAACUUGCUUCCUAAUGUACUGCACAAAACCAAAAACUCUCGAUUUCUUCUGCUUAUAAAAGACAAAGCCCUAGGCGAGGCGCUUUUAGCGCUGAUUUCAUUAGCUACCUCCAAUAUCACAAUAACAUCACACAAACACAAACAAACACACAUCCACACCCACUCACAUGCUCUCUAACGGCUUAUUUAGUUUUCAAAUAUAUAAUGAGCUCUAAAGCAAUACUUAUUUAUGUACUUAUGAAUAUAGUAGUAUAUAGUAUAGCAUAUAUACUUACCGCCUUACUUCAACGAAUUGUUCUUUCGUUGUAUUGAAUUAUUUGUAGUUUGACCUAAAUAAAACGCAUAACAAAUUGAAAA
Messenger RNA from Drosophila grimshawi, 1732 nucleotides. RefSeq lists its product as uncharacterized. The record is from RefSeq and is a predicted model, not a curated record. The coding region runs from base 231 to 1349 and encodes 372 amino acids. The transcript has 5 exons. NCBI's taxonomy places the organism in Eukaryota, Metazoa, Arthropoda, Insecta, Diptera, Drosophilidae.